AUGUUCAAAGCUCUACCCAUCCUCCUGCUGGUAGUGGGAGCCUACUGCCAAGGCAAUGGGGACUUGGACUCCGUGCUUAACCAGAUAUUUGGGCCCCCACCCAGCAAUAACAACCAGACUCCUAAACCGCAAGCUUCUACCAUUGUGCCACCCAUCCAGAACCAUAGUGGAGGAGCCGAGGAUGAGGACCUGUCCUGCAAGCUGCCUGACGGACAGGAGGGAGAGUGCGUCAGCUACUAUCUCUGUAACGUAAACAAUAACACCGUCAUCACGGACGGAGUCGGCGUCAUUGAUAUUCGUGUGCGCGAUGGCCCUUGUGCAUCGUACAUUGACACCUGCUGCCUGGUCCCCGACAAGAGGCCCCCAGACCAGCCUGUGAAGCCCCUGCCCAAACCUGAUCAGCCCCAGCGUGAAGGAUGCGGUUGGGCGAACCCUGACGGAGCUGAUCUCCGUACCACUGGUGAGGCCAACGGCGAAACCAAAUUCGGAGAAUUCCCGUGGAUGGUGGCUAUCCUCAAAAUUGAGCCAGUGAACGAGAAUGAGCCAGAAGGUCAGAAACUCAACGUGUACGUCGGCGGUGGAUCACUGAUCCAUCCCAGCGUAGUGCUCACAGCUGCCCACUACGUCGCCAGCGCUAAGGCAUUGAGGAUCAGAGCGGGAGAGUGGGACACACAGAGCACGAAGGAGAUCUAUCCGUUCCAAGACAGAGAUGUCGCUUCUGUAGUGACACAUAAAGAUUUUAAUAAAGGAAACCUCUUCUACGACAUCGCAGUACUGUUCUUGGCUCAGCCAGUGGACCUGGCUCCUAAUGUAGGUGUGGCAUGCCUGCCGCCUCCCAAACAACGCCAGGACGAUGGCACCCGGUGCUUCGCCACUGGAUGGGGUAAAGAUAAAUUCGGCAAGGAAGGACGGUACCAAGUUAUUUUGAAAAAGAUCGAGCUGCCAGUAGUGAAACACGACAGAUGUCAGACAGCUCUUAGAAAGACGCGUCUAGGAAGAUUCUUCCAGCUUCACUCCUCAUUCAUGUGCGCUGGUGGGGAACCAGGGAAGGAUACCUGCAAGGGAGACGGCGGUUCUCCCCUGUCCUGUCCUAUUGAAUACGAAAAAGACCGUUACGUUCAAAGCGGUAUUGUAGCCUGGGGUAUCGGAUGCGGGGAAGAUGGAACUCCUGGAGUCUACGUAGACGUAUCAGUCCUGAGAGAUUGGAUCGACGACAAGGUGGUCGGCAAAGGAUACGACCCUAAAACAUACACUUAUUAA
Molecule: messenger RNA, 1260 nt
Organism: Spodoptera littoralis (African cotton leafworm)
Lineage: Eukaryota; Metazoa; Arthropoda; Insecta; Lepidoptera; Noctuidae
Source: the annotation of a GenBank genome assembly